GUCGUAGUAAACUGGUGGGUAGUUUGUCGUGGAAGUAUGGAUGCAUGUUUAUGUUGAAGUCAACUUAAGUAGACUUUUUUUUUACCCUUUUGAAAGUUUUUUCAAAACUUUUUUUAAUGAAUUUUUUUAGUAAGGCUUUUUUAUUUUCAUUGUCAUUUUUAUUUUUCCAGGGUUUUUUUUUCCAGAAGUUCUUUUUCUAGCAAGUUAAAAAUCCAUGCACUUUAACACCUCUCUCUCUCUCUCUCUCUCUCUCUCUCUCUCUUUUGGCAGGUGAGAUCAGUUGUUGCCUUUGAAUGAGUGUGUUUGUUAAUUAAUAGUUAAAUUGUAGCAUGGUGAUUAUUAUGUGAUUCCAAUCGGAUUGUAGGGUUGCUUUUGUUUCUAAAUCCAAAACAAGCAAACAAAAAGCUUUGGAGGAGUUGGAGUCUACUUUCCCAACGUUAACUUUUUAAAAGUGAACCAGGAAAGAUAAAUUGAUAUAAUUGGUGGAGAGGGCAGCUCUUUUUCAGAAUGGUUGCAACCAGCAGUUUAAACAAUAAAAACUCUGCAUGCAUCUCUGAAUUGAUACAGCAGCGUUUCCAGCAUGCAGCCAUAACAGACUUUGACUACUGGGAUUAUGUAGUGCCAGAACCCAAUUUUAAUGAGAUGGUAUUUGAGGAACGGACAUGUCAGAUUCUAGUGAGGAUGCUGGAGCGUUCCCUGUCUAAAUCCAAGCAGACUAGACUUCAUUGCUCAAGGGUUCUAGUCCCUGAGAAACUGACCAGGAGGAUAGCCCAGGAUGUCUUGCGUCUCUCUUCAACGGAGCCUUGUGGUUUAAGAGGCUGCAUUAUUCAUGUCAACCUGGAAACAGGAAAUGUAUGUAAAAAGCUGGAUAAAAUUGUUUAUGACCCUACUGUUGUUCCUACUUUUGAGCUAACGCUAGUAUUCAAACAAGACAAUGGUUCGUGGCCUAGUUUCAGGGAUUUCUUCCCCAGAGCUUGCUUUACUUCCAGCACUAAGCAUACCCUGAUCCUGAGUCCUGGAUUUCGGCUAAUAAAGAAAAAAUUAUAUUCUUUGAUUGGGACAGUGGUAGAAGAAUGCUAAAACAACAACCAACCAAUCAACCCCCAAGUUUUAAUAACUGAGCCUAAAGCCAUUAGGAAUAUGACUUAAUUUUUUGAACAUGAUGCUGACUUUUGCACAAUGUACUUAUAUCUCCCUAGGCUGGCAAAAUCUCAAUGCUGCUAGCUGGUACUAGGUAGAAUUGGAAAGAGCACAGCUACUAAUACUUGAAACAUUCCUCAGUGAGCAUCCCUUUGGCAAACCUGUUAGCCAACCUGAUUGCUGCUUAUUGCUAGAAAUUGUACAAAAUGUUAUCUUUGCAUAGUUGAUGCCUUCAAAAGCCAAAUUAGGCCACAUUCCCAUUAUAAAUAGAAUCAGAUUGCUGAGCGAAUUAAAUGACCCUAGUUCCCAUUUGAAACUGGUUCCUGUCACGAUGUGAUCGAAUCUGUCAUGCUGAAGCGAGGCAAAGGAAAAAGAGGUUCUUUUGAAAGAUUGUGAUUCCAAAGCUUGUCCAGCAAAUGGGAAUGAAAGAUUGGAAUCACAGCAUUCUGGAGGGGAAGAACUGAUGGAAGAGGGGUGUUUAACAUCUCUCCCCAUUUUUGGGGAGAUGUCAUACCCCCCAGUGCUGUUUUGUCAUUAUUGGUGUGAUGUUUGGUUCCUUUUUUAAAAAUAAUAAUAAAACUAAGCGCUUAAGCGACAGAAUGGUUUAGCAACUACUUGCAAAGGUGCGAAACCACUCUGUCACUUAAGCACUUAAAUGUAUUUACAACAACAAUAACAAAAAGAAAACAUGCCCUGUCCUCCUUCUCACAGGCCUCCCUGGGUCCCGGUACCCUUCAUUUCUGUCCUCCUCCUCCUCCUCUUCUCCCUUGCCGGCCUGGCAAUGUCCCUUCCCUGGCCCCCAAGAUCCCUUCCCAGCCUUGCCUCCAUCUCAUCCUCAUCCUCUUCUCUUCUCCGCUCCCCUGCCUUGCCUUGCUCCAUUGCCAUCCUCCUUGUCACACCAUCUCAACUUCCAACCCCCCCCCCCCUUUUCCAAGCCAGGCUAACAUCAGAUGAUUGAGUUUAAAGCAGUGCUGCCAGUGGGAACCACAAUCGCCUUAAAAAAAGCAAUCACACAGGGUAAGGAAACAAACCCCUUUCAUAAUGAGAACUAGGGGUCUUUUGAAAUCGCUUUCCAAACAGGGGCAGGAGCGAAUCACAAAGUGAUUCAUCUUGCCAUUGAGAAUGACCCCUUAUUCUGCCUUCUAAGGCUAAGGUUAUUCUAAGGCUGGAUUUUAUUUUUUAAGAACAGCCACUAGGAAAUAACCCAGUGUCCAUCUGAGUAUGUAUGGCAAUUUAACAGGAAUGAUGUUUCCAGCUGUUACUUGAAGCAGUCGUGGUGCUAUCUAAUAGACAGCGAUAACAGAUGUUCUUGGGAAGAUGCUAACUAAUAUGAAAGUUUUGAUAAAGAGUUUCUUUGCUAUGCAAGGUAAUUCUGCUACUCUUUCUGGCCUAGUAACAGUUUGCAUAAUCUCUGAGUGUCAUAUAAAUGCCUUAGAUUGAGAUCAGGUUGUCUUCCAGGUUAAUUGGCCCCUCUGACAUGUGGUGGUGAAGUCUAUAUACUGCAUGAUGUCAAAUAACAGUUAUUCUGCAUUCAACCUAGUAGGACAUAUACUGGUUAUGCUCACAGAGUAUGGUUGAUCUGCCUCAGCUCCAUUUUAAAAAAUAAGAAUAUUGCUCUCCUUUGACCCUACCUCCCAACUUGUUGAAAUAACUAUCCACACAAUCCCUUUUCUAGGAUUUUCGUGCUUAUCAGUGGCCUCUAAAAAGAUAGUUGAUGAAGCAAUUGCUCAGAGCUGUUUGGGGUAACAGUUCUCAAGACCAGCCAGCCAGCAUGUCCACUAUCCAUGAUGGCUGGGGAAGGGUUCUGUAGGUUCUUCCAAGCUCUUAGUAAUUGUCUGAAAACUGAAGAUCCAAUUGAUGUGAUGUAAUCCUGUAAAUAGUGUAGGAGACAGUGUUAAAUAACUGCAUCACUACUUAAAUAAAUGCCAUGGGAUCUCUCAUAAAUCUGCUCCAUAAAAGAGCUCACCCAAUCCUCAUGAUUUUGUUCCCUCUUAGCAUUUUAUGACAAAGCUCUUUUUCGUUUUAAUAUUCCACAGCUAAAGAGCCCGAAAGACCAGUGGAACAUCCAAUCCUUUCCUAGUUUUUCCCCCACCCAUGUGUGCUGCAGAGACAGGCCUAUAAGGAUGAGAUAAAUUUUCAUAAUCUCAGGAGCAAAUUCUGUAUGGGUCUUCGUACCACAUCUUACACUUUCUCUCGGGGGGUGAACAGUGUUAGGGCAAUAAUCUUUGUCUUUGAAAGGCUUAUAACCUUUUAAAACAUGAGGGUGAGAGAGGCUUUCUUUCAGCUUGAUCACUCCAGGUCUUCUGCUGGCUUCUCUCCUCCUUCUUAGUUGCCCAUGGUUGCCAUAUUAGAAACCCACUAAGUUGGCAUGGGUAGCCAGCAUCCAAUUAGAUGUUAUUGUUAUAGGUUCUUUUAAAUACCUCUUAAUUCAGUGAUCUUGUACUUUACAGCAUUAAGAUCUAAGCUUCAUGUGCUGGUACAAAUGAUCAAUAUUAACAAAUGUCAGAAAAGCAGCCAAUAAGGGACCAGAUCCUAACAUAGGAGUGGGGAAUGUCUGAAUCACCAGAUGUUUUAGACCUCAGUUUCCAGAAGCCCAGGCCAGCAUGGCCAAUGUUAAGGGAUUAUGAAGUCAAAAACAUAGAAGGCCUAACCAUCCACAGCUUUGUCCUGAACCAUGUAUAGCCAUGGAGAUGUGGAAACAAGAAGAAACUGCUAUAAUGUCAUGCCUUUUUUUUGUUGUUGUUCAUAUGUGCUCAUUUUGUAUCAUGUCCUAUGUGCAAGAAGAAAGAAAAAAAUAGCAGUCCUAGAAGGUGAUGCUCCUGACUUUCUUUUAGAGUCUUUAUAGGAGAUAAACUGAUAUAGUUUUUUGUGGGUUUUUUGGGCUAUGUGGCCAUGUUCUAGAAGAUUUUCUUCCUGACAUUUCACCAGCAUCUGUGG
Sceloporus undulatus (fence lizard) is the source of this 4077-nucleotide messenger RNA. It is a transcript of the gene DDIT4L, whose product is annotated as DNA damage inducible transcript 4 like. Gene Ontology annotation, cellular component: cytoplasm. Lineage: Eukaryota; Metazoa; Chordata; Lepidosauria; Squamata; Phrynosomatidae. The record is from RefSeq and is a predicted model, not a curated record. Gene Ontology annotation, biological process: negative regulation of signal transduction. The transcript is spliced from 3 exons. Bases 508 to 1080 code for a protein of 190 amino acids.